Vicia faba (fava bean) is the source of this 888-nucleotide messenger RNA. The record is from the annotation of a GenBank genome assembly. NCBI's taxonomy places the organism in Eukaryota, Viridiplantae, Streptophyta, Magnoliopsida, Fabales, Fabaceae.
AUGAGAAACAGCAAAUUCAUUUCAUACAUUCCAUCUACUAGCAAACACUUCUUGAAGAAAAAUAUUUGUGAGAUCAUUGAGGGAAUUUCAUCCUCUACAAUAGAUGAAGACAAGUUUUAUGAUGCUGAAGAAAAUUUUCCAAUAUAUGAUGACAAGUAUGUCGUAGAAAUUCAAGUAGUGGAUAGUGAGGAUAGCACACCAUUGACAAACCAUAAACACAAACAAAAGGAGACUAUUGAAGAUAAAUAUUCUACUCAAUUGAAACAAUCCUACUGUUCUAUUUGUAUGGAAGCUAAACCAAUUAAAGAAAUUUUCAAAAAUCCAAAUUGUCUACACUCUUUCUGUAAGGAUUGUAUUGGAAGAUAUCUAGCUGCAAAAGUUCAAGAGAAUAUAUCAAAGGUAAGUUGUCCUGAACCAAACUGCAAAGGAACUUUAGAGGCUUGUCACUGUAGUUCAAUUAUACCAAAGGAUCUAUUCGAUAGAUGGGAAAAUGCACUUUGUGAGAAUUCGGUAUUAGAAUCACAAAAAUUUUAUUGUCCUUUUAAGGAUUGUUCAGUUAUGUUGGUGAAUGAUGCAAAGGAAGUUGUGACGGCUUCAGAAUGUCCACAUUGUCAUCGAUUGUUCUGUGCACAAUGUAGGGUUUCGUGGCAUGCAGGAGUUGAUUGUAGAAAGUUUAAAAGUUUGAAAAACAAUGAGCGAGGGAAGGAAGAUUUAUUGGCGAUGAAUCUUGCAAAGAAAAAGAAUUGGAAAAGAUGUCCAAAAUGUAACUACUAUGUAGAAAAAGUUCAUGGAUGUACUCAUAUUACAUGCAGGUGUGGUCAUCAAUUUUGCUAUGGAUGUGGAUGCACUUGGACGGGAGGAUCCCAUUAUAAAUGUAAAGUUCGAUAA